Molecule: messenger RNA, 1893 nt
Organism: Beauveria bassiana ARSEF 2860
Lineage: Eukaryota; Fungi; Ascomycota; Sordariomycetes; Hypocreales; Cordycipitaceae
Exons: 1
Coding region: 1-1893 (630 amino acids)
Source: RefSeq, a predicted model, not a curated record
AUGAAUCGCUCCUUGCGCCCGUCGGCGGCCCAGCCGUCGCGCUCAAAUAACAAUCCCAGGACCCCCGAGCCAUCGACCGUCGCAGGUCCUGCAGACUCGAUUCCUCCCCCUCUACAGUCGCCCGCUAAACCACGCUUUCGCCUCCGCAAGCGAACUGCUUCCAAUUUAUUGGCACCUACCAAGCAAUUCCUCGCAUCUGUCGCGGCUGCUGAUGUGCCCAUACCCAGCAUCGAAGAGCCUAGCGUGCUCGACGAAGACAUGAUUGACUCUGUCUACCCCCCCUUUUCCAGCCACAUCGAACCAAUCGACUAUUAUCAUUCUGCGCGACAGGCCUUUUCAGGUCGUGCUUUUUCACCACCCAAAACACCCGCCCCGGGCGUGGUGCCUCUUCUCGAACCCCACCAGUUCCCGGAUUGGACUCUCGACAGUACCCUUAGCAGCCUGGAAUCCAGCCCAGACUACGAAUCCAGCCGCCCGUCUACCGCGCGGUCGACGCAGACGAGCUCUUCGCUUUUCAGCAGAUAUUCAGUCGCCUCUGAGGAGCUGAGCCAAUGCGUCAGCCCCGAGUCCGAAGUUACCGAUCGCUUUGGCAGCUUCCUCUCCGCAAACGAUGCGCAUCGCGCCAGCAAGCCCCGUUCAUCCAUCAAAUCCAGAAAAGCGCCCUGGACUCGAUCUAUGAGCCAGCACUUGUGGACGACUUAUAUGAUGUAUCUGCAAGAUCCCAAGGUAACUCCUUUUCGCAUCGGCAAGAGCGGCAUCCCCCCCCACGGGGUCUGUCUCAGAGUCGCCCGUGAAGCUAAGCGAAGUUGGCGGCGAUCAUGGCCUUCUGCGCAAGCAAGAAGCCGCAAUACGACGCCAACGGCGGAUGCGCUCCGUCCCGUUUCUCAUUGGCCCCAUACCUGCGCCGCAACCCGUGGUCACCUCCGCGAGCUUUGUAAAACCAGCACCGGGUCGGCCGCACGCAACCACCGUUAUAAUGCCAACAGUCCGACGCCAUUUGGCAAGACGGCCAGUCGCUACCGGAACCGGCGCUCAGCACCACCCAAUCAACCACACUCUGUCUUUUCAGGCUCUGAUUUGGCCAUGUCUCUGAGCAUGAGCACGAGUGAAUCCAUGCAACCCGAUGGGCCCUUGGCUCGACUAGCCGCGUUGCAAUACGAAUCUAGCGCUGCCGCCGCGCCACCCUCUCUCGACAUUGAACCUGCACCUCUUCAAAAACCCCCCCCGCUGGGCUCUCCAUUUGUGAAUAAGAGCUGCGGCCCUAGCGUGGCCACGCUCGAGGACCCCUUUGGCCUGUCCGAGGCGCCGGUGCGCCAGAAUCAGACGGCAGGCGCUCGAAAUCGACUAGGGUCGCCAGCUCGGCUAGUCCAGAGCCGACCCAACUCUCAGAAGCGCCGCCAGCCCAUGUUGGAGCCGCGCCGUAGUAAGCGUCCCAGCCUAGAGACAGUCUUUUGGACGGACCCGUCCAGCAACAGCCACCGCAGCGAUACGCACUCUUUUGCCGAGUUUUGCUCGACGCCUGCGCGCGAUCGCGACAGUCUUCUCGUUCCGCGCACCAACAUCCAGAAACUUUUCGAAUCGGCCUCGGCGACGCACGCGGCUCUCGGCGGCCCCGUCAGCGCGCAACCCACUCGGCGCGACGGCCCCGCGCGGCUCGGCUCCCCUUUUGUCAUGGCCAGCACGAGCCAGUCGUUUCCUAACCGCUUCUCGAGCCCGGGCCGCAUCGAGAUGAGCGCUCUCCGCCGGCCGUACGCGACGGUCCGGCAAGGAGGAGCCGCUGAGAGCAGCGGCAACAAUGCCUCGCUGGCAGAUCGUCUUGCGUACAUUGACGAGCGUCUGCGCUCGAUCAACCGCCCGGAAGAGGAGCGACGCCGCUCCCAGUCGCCGCAGUAA